AUGCAAGAGAGAGUAGCUAUUUUGAAAAUAGAGAAUCAUUAUAAUUUAAAAAUCGGUUAUGAAUUGGAAACUAAGCUCACAUGGUACAAUAAUGUAUCACGUGGCCUCGCGGAUAAACUUGAUUCCCUAUGGAAAUUAGCUGAAGCACACCACUCAUCAGGAAAUGAAAUAAAACAAUUUGCAGAUCAAAUUUCACAUUCAUGGACUUCUGUAAAUCGUCAGAUUUGCGACAAGUAUUCUAAAAUUCGAAUGGCCAGUCGAACAUUACACGGUGUACCAUUAUCAGUUAUUCUUGAUAAAGUAAAGAAGGAAAUUAUCUUAUUAAAAAAAUCGCUUAAAAUUAAUCAAUCUAUUUAUAAGAAAGAAUAUAUCCGAAAAGGAUACCAAUUAAUUACAGAAAGCGAAGAACUUAUACAUAGUUUAGAAAAGUGUGAUAGUAAGUUACAACAGUAUUUGUCUAUAACAAAUAUCACUCCGCAUCUUAUUAAAUUGGAGACUGCAAUAGACAAAUAUGUCACUAAUGUUGAAUUGUUACCUGCACAGAAGUCGUUUUUAUCUGAUUUAAACAUUUUUUCGUUAGUUACUAAAUUAUUAACUGGUGAAUUACUAGAUCAUGAAUAUAUUGAUCCUAAUUAUGUUCUAAUGGAAAAUGUUCCGAAAAAACCAGUUUUCAUUAUCAAAAAUACUAAACGUAAAACAAUUAAUUCUUAUUAUCCAACGUAAAAAAGUGUUUAUUCUGCACA
This is a messenger RNA of Osmia bicornis bicornis, 743 nucleotides long. RefSeq lists its product as uncharacterized. The record is from RefSeq and is a predicted model, not a curated record. Lineage: Eukaryota; Metazoa; Arthropoda; Insecta; Hymenoptera; Megachilidae. The transcript is spliced from 4 exons. Bases 1 to 723 code for a protein of 240 amino acids.